GCUACACGCUUUUUCUGGGAUUGGUGAUUGAUCGCUUGCACCACUACCUCCGGAAGAUGGUUACUUUGAAGAAAACAGUUGGCACCUCCAAAGAGGAAGUUGAGAAACUUAAAAAGGAGCACCUUCAUUUCAAAGACAAGGAGGAUAAAGCUUCCAGUGAGAUGCAAAAACUCCAGAGAGAAGUCGGUAGUUUAACUGAAAAGUUGCAGAAGCUGAAGACAGAGUGCGAACAGCAGGAGAAACGGGCAGUGUCUGCUGAGGCUCAUGUUGUUUCCCUUCAAAAACAGUUAGAAGAGCUGCUGCUCGAAUAUGACCGGUUGUUGGAGGACAACCAAAUCCUCCAAGGCCAGCUUCUAUCAUACAGAGGCUGAGAGCCUGAGGAAGGUGAGUUAUCCUGGAAUCGGUCCGCGAUGUGUGUGCAUGUAAAUGAAGUGGAGAGAAGGAAGUGGUAGAUAUUUCUUGCGGGUACUGAUAACUUGAUCCUACUCUCAUCGGUUAUGUCCAAAUCAUGUCAACUUGUCAAAUUCCCAUAGCUUCUAAACCCUUUUUUGUGGUUAAGCCAAAACCUGCUGCAAGAGAUUGCUAAUGGUUGUGCUCUUGCAGGUGUUUUUAGAAGGCUUUCGUUUUGCUUCUAUGGGGAGAGUUUCAUGGAACCCAAGUGCUGUUGCUGUAUUGGUUUUGAUUUUAUUCAAGAACAACUUUUAUGGCUAACCCUCAAAAGGUUUUAGUUGAGGAACAAGUGAUCAAUCCUAUUGCAAUGAACGACUCUUUUUAGAAAUGCAUUAUUUUGUGCCACAUUGACA
Molecule: messenger RNA, 803 nt
Organism: Elaeis guineensis (African oil palm)
Lineage: Eukaryota; Viridiplantae; Streptophyta; Magnoliopsida; Arecales; Arecaceae
Source: RefSeq, a predicted model, not a curated record